Molecule: messenger RNA, 813 nt
Organism: Aethina tumida (small hive beetle)
Lineage: Eukaryota; Metazoa; Arthropoda; Insecta; Coleoptera; Nitidulidae
Gene: RpS3
Product: 40S ribosomal protein S3-A
Exons: 2
Coding region: 41-763 (240 amino acids)
Biological process (GO): translation; positive regulation of apoptotic signaling pathway
Cellular component (GO): cytosolic small ribosomal subunit; nucleus
Molecular function (GO): RNA binding; structural constituent of ribosome
Source: RefSeq, a predicted model, not a curated record
CCUCGUGGUCGGUUCUUUUCUCUCGUAGACUCCAUUGAAAAUGGCCACCAUCUCGAAGAAACGUAAGUUCGUUGGAGACGGCGUCUUCAAAGCCGAAUUGAACGAGUUUUUGACUCGCGAACUGUCCGAGGAUGGAUAUUCCGGUGUGGAAGUGCGUGUUACCCCAACACGUACCGAAAUUAUUAUUAUGGCCACGCGUACCGAUCGUGUUUUGGGCGAGAAGAACAGACGUAUCCGUGAAUUGACUUCCGUGGUACAGAAGAGAUUCAACUUCCCCGAGAAUUCCGUAGUUUUGUACGGAGAGAAGGUCGCCAACAGGGGUUUGUGCGCCAUCGCUCAGGCCGAGUCUCUCAGGUUCAAGCUGAUCGGAGGUUUGGCUGUGCGUCGUGCCUGCUAUGGUGUAUUGAGAUACAUCAUGGAAUGCGGAGCUAAAGGUUGCGAGGUCGUAGUGUCUGGCAAACUCCGUGGCCAGAGAGCCAAAUCCAUGAAGUUUGUGGAUGGUUUGAUGAUCCAUUCUGGAGAUCCAUGCAAUGACUAUGUUGACACUGCAACUCGUCAUGUAUUGCUCAGACAGGGAGUAUUGGGUAUUAAAGUCAAAAUCAUGUUGCCAUGGGACCCCAGCGGCAAACUUGGACCCAAGAAGCCACUUCCAGACAAUGUUUCUGUGGUUGAACCUAAAGAAGAGACCCUGCCACAAUUCCCAAGCAGUGAGAUCAAAGCUGUCAAAGCUGAUGCUCCAUUAGCCAUCCCUGUUGUAGGCUAAAUUUUAAGAUGUAACAUGUUUAUAAUAAAAAAAAAGGUAUAAAAUCUUAA